Gasterosteus aculeatus aculeatus (three-spined stickleback) is the source of this 2537-nucleotide messenger RNA. It is a transcript of the gene lcmt2, whose product is annotated as leucine carboxyl methyltransferase 2. Gene Ontology annotation, molecular function: protein binding; tRNA methyltransferase activity. The record is from RefSeq and is a predicted model, not a curated record. Lineage: Eukaryota; Metazoa; Chordata; Actinopteri; Perciformes; Gasterosteidae. Gene Ontology annotation, biological process: wybutosine biosynthetic process; tRNA methylation.
GCAGAUAGGAGGCCUUCGGAAGUCUUAUUUGCAUCCGUGAGACAAAUCUCAAUGCAACACAACUUUCAUAUUUAUCAAAUACACAGUUGAAUGUGUGUUGAGUUUAGGCAUGUGUUAGCUUUUAGACAUCAUGCCAACGUCAAGCAGAAAGAAGCAGGCAAAGGACUCCGCGGUGCAGGGGACCAACGACAGCAGCGUGGUGAGCAAGCUGUCGGCCGCAGCGAGGCGCUACUUCCACGACGACUUCCUCCGACACUUUGUGUGCAAAGAGGCCAGGAGAGCCCCGCUCAUCAACAGGGGGUACUAUGUGCGCUGGAAAGCCGUGGACUUCUGUGUGAGGAGGUUCCUGCACGUGACCAAGAACUGCCCCAUGAGACAAAUCCUGUCUUUGGGGGCCGGGUUCGACUCCGCGUACUUCCGCCUGCACGCCGACGGAGCGCUCGACAGGGCGGUUGUGUUUGAGGUCGAUUUCCCCGACGUCAGCCGGCGCAAAGCCGCCCUGAUCGCUUCUAAUGUGACGCUGAGGGACGCGCUGCAGCCGGGCUCAGCUCCUCCCGCGGGACCGGUCCACGUGUCCAGCGCCCAGUACCGGCUGAUCGGGGUGGAUGUCAGAGAGGAGACCCGGGUGGAGGAGGCUCUGGGUGCCGCCGGUCUGGACCGGGCUGCCCCCACCCUCAUUCUCUCUGAAGUGGUGCUCACCUACAUGGAGACACAAUCGUCGGAUGCCGUCAUCAGUUGGGCGUCGAAGCUGCUGCCGCAGUCGCUCUUCGUCAUGUACGAGCAGAUGCAUCCGGGCGAUCCCUUCGGCCGCGUCAUGCAAAAUCAUUUCCUGAAGCUGAAUUCAACCCUCCACGGCCUUCGGCGGUACCCGGACGCUGCGGCGCAGAGGCGACGGUUCCUGGAGCAGGGCUGGGAGCAGUGCGUGUGUCUGGAUAUGAACCACUUCUACCUCGGGAUGGUGCCCGAGGAGGAGAGACGCAGGGUGGAGAGCCUGGAGCCGUUUGACGAAUAUGAGGAGUGGCACCAGAAAUGUUCACACUACUUCAUCCUUACUGCCUCCCGGGGCUCCUUGAUGGCUCAGGCGUUACUCCCGCCUGCUCCAGCCGCCUCUAUUGGCCCAUCUUGGAGCCCCGCGGCCCUCAGCGUGCGGCUCGUGCCGGUCGACACGGAGGGGCUGGGGAUGGCUUCCACCUCGGUGAGCCCGGGGCAGGUCCUGCUAACGGGAGGCUCGGCCAGAGGAGGCAGGGGGCCGGUGGCCCGGAUACUCCUCAGGGACCAGGAAGGGUGGAGAUCCGUCAGCGUGGAACCAACAGUAGAUUUAGGUGUUCGACUCUACCACACUGCUACCGCUCUUCCUGGAGGCGGUGUCGUGGUCUUCGGGGGCCGCUCCUCCCCUCUGAACCCAAUCAGGGGCCUUAUGAGAGUAACCCCGGACGCCCUCGGCCCACCCGGCACACGGAAACUCUGUGUGGAGCCGAUGGUCUGUACGGGUGACCCGCCGGCGCCGAGAUGGAGGCACACCGCCACUAGUGUCAGUCACCAAGGCAAAAGCUUUCUGUUUGUGUUCGGUGGAAAGAAUGAAUCUGAGGCAGCUCUGGGCGACGGCGGCUUCCUGAGUGUAGACCAGCAGCACUGGACCGAGGUCCCAGUAGAGGGCGCACCCCCGGAGGCUCGUCAUUCCCACUCCGCCUGUUCACAUCAGGGAGGUGUGGUGGUGUUUGGAGGACUGGACAGGAGGGGGGUGCCACUGGGGGGUCCGGCCGUGCUGCGGCCAACCGGCGGAGGCUUCUGCUGGGAGAGGGUGGAGGUGCGGCCCCCCGUUGUUCCCAGGUAUUCUCACUCGGCCCACGUGAUGGCCGGGAGGCUGCUCCUGGUGGGCGGAGUCUGGCUGCAUCCGGACGGCGUGCCGGGCGUCGCCGUGAUCGACCUCGCCGCGCGCAGCAGCCUGGAGUUCCGGCUGGACACGAGCUCGGUGCCCUGGCCCCUGAUGCUCCACUCGUUCUGCUCCGAGCUGACGGACCCAGAAGAAGCGGAGCUGCUCCUGGUGGGUGGGGGAGGAAACUGUUUCUCCUUUGGGACUCACUUCAACCUUCAGCCGGUCACUGUGGACCUCAGAGCUGCAGCCUGAACUUCUAUGAAGCUGUGAAAGCUUUUAUCUGGUUGCCUCGAUUUAAUGAUGAUGCCUCAAUAUGUACCCCCCCACCCCCCCUCCCCCCACACACACACACUCUCAAUUUAGCAGGACCAUCAGCUAUUUUUACCGUUAUUAUUUGCUGAUUCUGACCAACUCCUUCAGCUCUCAUCCGAUCCGCUGGAGGUCCAGGGGGGGGGCACUGUAGAACCAGAACGUGGACUACACAGGACAGACUGUGAAGGUUUUGUAAAGGGACCCUGGUGCCAAGAUCAACACAUGACAGUUGCCGAAGGAAAGGAACGCCUCACGUAUGGAAAAGCCAAAGAAAUGUUCUCAGUUUGCUUUCUGGACUCUUUUUAUUUAUUUAUUCAUCAUAGUGAAUUAAAAUCAUCGCAAAUAUCAG